AUGAAGUCAUUUAUAAAAUCGCCCAAAAAGUAUGAUUCUACUACCUCCACAAGCGAUACCAAAUAUGCCCCAGCCACCUCAAAUGCCCAUUCUUCAACCAUUGAGAGUAUGACCCGUCCCCCGACAAGCAAUCACAAGUUCACACCCACUUCGUCUCCUAAAUUGCAACAGUUUCCUCAAUACACCCCACCUUCUAAUGUUCUUUCAGCCUCGACUACAAAUUCGCCAAAGAAGUUGUUAACUCCAAUCAAGAAUUUAUUCACAUCAACGAAGUCAGCAGGUCCAACACCAAGCUCUAAUGACUAUUUACAAAGUCUAAUGUUGAACGGAACUUCCCCAAAGGAAUCAAGAAGUUCCCGGUUCAAGAAGCAUAUACGUAGCCGAAGCAAUGCUUCCAUUCCCAUAAACGAUUUCAUGAAACCACCUGAACGACUAAGGGGGGAUGUCAAACUCAAGCUGACUGUGUCGUCUCCGUCUCUUCAAGGACUAGAUACGAGGAAUGUGAAACCGCUUUCUAGUACUAAACAAAGUGAUACUUUGGGCGAGAACCACCCACUUGAGUUUGUGGAGGUGCCUUCUGCAAAUAUAAGCACUCUUGGUCCACCCAUACUGUUGAGUAGAAGAUCGAGCAAAAACAUCAGUAUUGCAUCCUUAGCAGAAAGUGAAAAUUUCCACACCAAGGAAGUUUUCUUUGACGCGACGUCCAUGUCAUUUAUCAAUGAUAAGGACGAUUUAAGGACAAACCACACCAGUUAUUCUAGUGAAUCUUCGGAUGAGGAAUACGACGAUGAUAAUGAUGAAGACUAUGAAGAUGAUGAUGAUGAUGAUGAUGAUGACGAUGAUGACACCUCCUCUCAAUUUUCAUUUGUUCAAGAUAUGAAAGCUGGAAGAAACACUUCUGUCAAGUACUACAAAACAAGCGUUGAUAAACCCAAGUUGGAGCAAUCGAUGAUCCUGAACAGUUUUGAUGAAAAUGAUUUGGGGCAUGAUGCUGAGGACAUUAUGGACUAUGAUUUCGAGAACAAUGGAUUGGGUGAUCAUGACGAAGAUUACGAUGAGUAUAAUGAAUUCGAUGGGGAGAAUAUUGCGUACAAUGAAAUGUUUCUGGAUGAUGAUUUGAGAUCGCAUAAUACUUCUCAUGCAUAUGACGACAAAUGUCGUGAAAACGAAAUUGUUAAGGACGGCACUACUUUACAGACUCCUGCUCCUAGCGCUGAUCCAACUUUUGGCAAUCUAUCAAGUAGCUUCUCGCCAGAAACAAAGUUCAGAGAGCUUACCUCAAAAUUUGAAUUUCCUCUACAUGCACCUUUCAACUCAUCUCAUCAUUUGUCUAUUCUGGGCCCUUCUAAAGUGGAAAACAAUGACUUGCCCUCAAGCCCCGGGAGAGCGAGCAUCGAGGAGGAUAUAUUGGAGAAUUAUUUGGACCCAAGCAUUCUGAAUUCCAUCCAGUCCAGUGACAACGUCCAUGUUGAGCUAGAAUCACCAGCAAUUCAUCAGGAGAGCGAAUUUGAGCUCUUUGAUGUGAGUAGCCCAGUUAUAAAUGGUCUCACAAUUGGUCACAAUUUAGAGCAUCGUUCCAAUCGCAAAGGUCAGAAUUCAACUAGAUCCUUGAUUCACCGCAAUCCAAUCAACAUUCCUUUGGACCAAUUUGAGAGUUGUGAGGUGGGUGAGAAAUAUGCCUCUGAAGAAGAACGCUUUAUAGUCUCAUUUCAUGGUUCAUUGGAUGACAGUUUGAACAACAACAUAAAGUGCAAGCUCGAUGAUUUUGAAAAUUGGUGGAAGUUGAGACGCACUACGGAGCUCCACAAAUGUGCGGGGGACAAUACUACUGAGGCAAUACCAUUGGGGCCUGUCAAUAAUCAAUGUGAUACGUCCGCAUCAGUGGCUGAUUUCUCGACAGAAGAUGGCGAUAGCGAUGGAAAUAAUACAGCCCCACAGGUAUCAAACGGGUACAACAGCUCCGACUUCAACGCCAUUAACAAUCGAAAUCGAAACUCAGUGGCUGAAAUGAUGGGCUUAUUGUCAACCUUGGAACAAAGCAAUCGACAAGAGGGGCAUACCGAAGAGACAGCUGAUCCAGCAAAUGGGCAAUAUAGAAAUUCGGUGGCCGAAAUGAUGGGGCUUUUGUCCAAUUUAGAGCUUAAUCACGAAGUUGGCACAAUCAACAAAUCUGCAUCUGAGAUUGAUAACAAAGAGGUUCGAAACUCAGUAGCAGGUAUGAUGAAUUUUUUGGCUUCCUUUAGAGAGAACGAAACAUUAGCAAGUGAAUGUCAUGAUUCAAACGAUGCUGAACCACAAAUCGCUUCUGAAUCCACUCUCAAGAGUAUGUUACUGCAACUGGAGUUUGACACCCUUGAUUCGAGCAUGAAAAGGAAACCAUCAUUCAAGCGGUAUUCAUGGUUUAGUAGCCAAGAAAGCUUGAGUUUGAAAGGUGUCGAUCCAACUGACGAUUCAUUAAAACCACCACCAUUGGAUCAGGAUAUUCUUGAUGAGAUCAACCAAAUUCCGGAGGAUUAUGAUUACGACGAACGAAAUAAAGUCAAGCGAUCAAAUUCUAGAAAAGAUUCUUUGGUUACCGGAUUCGAAAGAUCAAGUUCAUACAGCAGAAAACCAAAAAGGGUUCUAAUGUUAAAUCAGGCCAAACCAAAUAAAAUAGAAACCUCAAGCAAGACAGUUACCUUUUAUGAUAAGAAAAAAACAUCACCCCAUGCGAUACCAAUAGACGUGAACCGGGUAAAAAGCUCAAACAUAAGUAGGGGCCUGUCAUUUCGAUCUGUCAAUUCAAUCCCAUCUGUUAGCGAGGUCAACGAGGAAGAAGAGGAUGAAAAUGGAGACACAUCUGCAAUUCCAGUGCAUGUUAAACUAGGCAGAGCCAAAGACUGA
Molecule: messenger RNA, 2883 nt
Organism: Lodderomyces orthopsilosis Co 90-125
Lineage: Eukaryota; Fungi; Ascomycota; Pichiomycetes; Serinales; Debaryomycetaceae
Exons: 1
Coding region: 1-2883 (960 amino acids)
Source: RefSeq, a predicted model, not a curated record